Molecule: messenger RNA, 1917 nt
Organism: Neocloeon triangulifer
Lineage: Eukaryota; Metazoa; Arthropoda; Insecta; Ephemeroptera; Baetidae
Product: trypsin-1-like
Exons: 7
Coding region: 115-1062 (315 amino acids)
Biological process (GO): proteolysis
Molecular function (GO): serine-type endopeptidase activity
Source: RefSeq, a predicted model, not a curated record
AGCCUCUAUAUUCCACCUCCUCGAGUGUAACGGAGCUGAUCAUCCGUCGUCAUUGUCGUCGUCGCGGCAGUGUCGGGCGGACUCACUCAGUCACCGACAACUGACUUAUCGGAGAUGGCCUCGAGGACGGUGCUCCUGGUCGUCAUCGUUCUCCACCUCGCCGGCACCAUCCGAGCCGAAGACGCCGUCGCUGCCACUGACGUGCAUCUUGCCAAGGGCCUGUUAACCGGGACGAAAAACUUCUUCGGCUACUUCAGACCGGGCACGGCUUCGGCGCAACAAACAGUCACCACAAAAACAUGCAACUGCGUGUGUGGCGAGAAAAAUGAAGAUAGUCGAAUCGUGGGCGGCCAGGAGACGGCGAUCAACGAGUACCCCUGGAUGGCGCGGCUCUCGUACUUCGGACGCUUCUACUGCGGCGGCACCCUUAUCAACGACCGAUACGUCGUCACUGCGGCCCAUUGUGUCAGAGGCUUCAUGUGGUUCAUGAUUCGAGUGUCGUUUGGAGAGCACGACAGGUGUGACAAGGAAGGCAAGCCAGAAGCACGUUUUGUGCUCAGGGCGAUUGUGCAGGAUUUCACCUUCCUCAACUUCGACCAUGACAUUGCCCUGCUGAGGCUUAACGACAGGGUGCCCAUCUCGGCCAACAUCAAACCCAUUUGCUUACCAACUAACAAAGACGAGUUAUACGUGGAAAAGAUCGGAACAGCGUCUGGCUGGGGUACGACGCAGGAAGACGGCAAGCCGAGCUGCGUUCUGAGAGAAGUGGACGUGCCCAUCAUGAGCAAUGAGGACUGCAGGAAGACAAAUUACACCGAGCAGAUGAUCACAGACAAUAUGAUGUGCGCUGGAUACCCGAAUGGCGAAAAAGACUCCUGUCAGGGAGACAGUGGAGGACCCUUCAUCACUGAGAGAGAAGACAAGAGAUUUGAAUUAAUCGGAGUUGUGUCAUGGGGCAAUGGCUGUGCUCGCCCUGGUUUCCCUGGCGUCUACACCAGAGUGACCCGCUACCUAGACUGGAUUGAGAAAAAUUCGCAGGAUGGCUGUUACUGCUCCAAGUAACAUCACAGCAGCUUUUAAACAGUUACGGGUAUUUCCUGCAUGUCUAAAACUGACUCUUCUGACUUGACCUCACUGGCAAAAGUAAUUUGUUAGAGUCAAAAUAGUGAAAAAGUUAACUGAUGAUAAAUUGUGAAAAGAAGCAAAAAAUGAUAAGCUUUCAUUUAAUUGUAAUUAAAUUGAAAAUUUUGAGGCGUAUACGCUCAACAAAUCAAAAGUAGCAUUUUUUCCUAAAGCAGAAUUUGAAUGACAUAAAAUUUGAUAUAAAUAUGUGUGUGCUGCUUUUUCAAUACAGUUUGUAAAAGCAAAAAGUGUGUGCAAGUGUCAAAAUUGGGCCUUUUCCUUGUUGAAUUUUUUAUUAAAAAACAAUGCACUGCAUUAGUUUUGAAGACUUGUUGCUUAAUUAAGCCGUGAUCAAAAACAAAAACUGAAACGUCUUUAUAAUAAAAAAUUCAACGAUACAAUAUUUAAAAGUCCGACUCUUUGACUUUAUCUUGAGUGCGCACUUGUACACUUUGUUUAAUUAUAGAUUAAUUAAUUUAUUUAUUGUAUUUAAUACUUUCUCCUUCAGCUUAAUUUAUUUUUUGCACAAAAACGGUUUUGUAAGAAAAUAAAUGUAAUAAACACCUAAAACCUUUUACAUAAACUACAGAAUAGAUAUUUAAUUUGAAGAAAAAUCACCCAUAUUACACUUUUUGGCCCUAACAUGGUUAUCAUUGGAACCCCUGGGCCAGGGUUUGAAAGGAAAAGGAUAGUUGAUUUUGGGGGGAUUUAAAAGAUAAGCCUGAUUCGCAGUAGGUACGCAGCUUUGGCCUGUAUAUGUAAUGACUGCAUUUUUUUUAGUGCCAAAAAAGAUAA